AUGGCGAUGAAUUUCUGGAAAAGUAGUCAUGCACAACAGUGGAUGUUCGAUAAAACUGAAAUUUGGAAGCAACGAGCCGAGGAUAUGAAGACGUAUAGCGAAGACGAGUACAAUCGAUUGAAUAUUUUUUGGGCGAACUUUAUCACGGCGGUGGCCACAGAAUGCGCUCAUUCUCAAGCGAAUGUUGGGUGUAAACUGAGACAACAAGUUAUAGCGACAGCUAUUGUCUAUUUUAAACGGUUUUAUUUGAGACAAUCAUUCCGUGACAUGUGUCCAUUUCUUGUCGCCUCGACAGCUCUAUUCUUGGCGUGUAAAGUCGAAGAGCAUACCACUUUGAGUGUAUCCAGUUUUCUCAAGAAUACUGCUCUCGUUUUGCCAAAUCGAUGGGGAGUCGAAUAUGAUUUACCAAAACGAUGGGGAGUGACAUUCGAGACGACGUCGGCGAAGAACGGUGUCCUCUACGAUUCUGAAUUUAUUCUCGUCGAAAUUCUCGAUUGUUGUCUCGUAGUGUAUCACCCGCAGAGGCCAAUGGUCGAAUUAUUAGAUGAUUUCCGUUUGUAUACGAAUUCGUCUGCGUCUCCAACGUCUCCACUCAAAGAUUUCGAAUCGAUCGAAGCGCAAUGUCAGAAAGUGAUAAAUGAUACGUUGAGAUGUGAUGUCGGUUUGAUCUACGCACCACAUAUUAUUGCCAUCUCUUCGAUUCUUGUUGCUAUGGAUUUGAUGGGAAGGGGCGAAGAGUUGGAGGGAUGGAUGGUAGAGGUGGAUGUUGAUAUGGAGAAGGUGGCCGAUUGCACGGAUCAAAUCUACAAAAUGUACACAUUGUGGAGAUCAUUCGAUGAGAAGGAAGAGGUGAAAAAGUUGAUGGCGAAACUUCCGAAACCAAAUCAACAACAAAUGACACAGCAACAACAUCAACAUCAUCAUCAGCAACAAUCGUCUUCUGGAUAUCAUAUGUAG
This is a messenger RNA of Caenorhabditis remanei, 957 nucleotides long. RefSeq lists its product as uncharacterized. Gene Ontology annotation, cellular component: nucleus; mediator complex. The transcript is spliced from 7 exons. The coding region runs from base 1 to 957 and encodes 318 amino acids. Gene Ontology annotation, molecular function: cyclin-dependent protein serine/threonine kinase regulator activity. NCBI's taxonomy places the organism in Eukaryota, Metazoa, Nematoda, Chromadorea, Rhabditida, Rhabditidae. Gene Ontology annotation, biological process: positive regulation of transcription by RNA polymerase II. The record is from RefSeq and is a predicted model, not a curated record.